Molecule: messenger RNA, 864 nt
Organism: Ambispora gerdemannii
Lineage: Eukaryota; Fungi; Glomeromycota; Glomeromycetes; Archaeosporales; Ambisporaceae
Source: the annotation of a GenBank genome assembly
AUGUUGCCUAACAGGUCCUCUAGACCGAAGAGCCUUAAUUUCUCUGAUGAUAAUCUCAAAUACUAUAAUGAACAACUAGCGAAAUUAUCUCCUCAAGAAAUAUUGGAAUGGGCUAUUGAAUAUCUACCAGGUCUAUAUCAAACAACGGCUUUUGGACUUACAGGCUUAGUUUCUCUUGACAUGAUAUCCAAAAUCAGUCUGGAAAAAGGAAUUAAAAAAGGAAACAAACCUAAGCAUUUAGUCCCAGCAAUCUUCCUUGAUACGCUAUAUCAUUUUCCUGAAACUGUCGCACUCGCAGGUCGAGCAGCUUCUCACUAUAAUGCACCGUUAUAUACCUUUAAACCGCUCGCUUGUGAUACUGCCAAAGAUUUUGAAAGUCGCUAUGGACAAAGGUUAUGGGAAACCAACGAAGAUAGUUACGAUUAUUUAGUGAAAGUAGAACCGUCACGAAGGGCUUAUGAACAGUUGGGCGUAAAGACAGUGAUAACGGGGCGAAGACGAAGUCAACGCGGGGAACGAGAAAAUAUAAAUAUUUUAGAGAAAGAAAAAGGAACUGGUCUGCUAAAGUUGAAUCCUUUGGCAAAUUGGGAUUUCAAUCGAGUUUGGACGUAUAUCAGAGCCAAUGAGGUUCCGUAUAAUCCAUUAUUGGAACAAGGAUAUCGAUCGAUUGGCGAUUGGCAUAGUACCAAACCGACCAGUGACUCAUCUAGCGAAAGGAGUGGCAGAUGGGAAGGGAAACAAAAAACUGAAUGCGGUUUGCACAAGGAUUAUUUCAAAAUGCGUGCGGCAUUUAUGGCUGCUCAGAAAAAGAGACAGACAUUCCAAAAUCAUGAAAAUGGAAUGCUACGAACUGUAUCAUUGUAA